AUGUCUACCGGACAUCGCGGUGGAGGACGAGGAGGAGGUGGGUUCCGUGGUGAUCGCGGAGGAGGUGGGUUCCGUGGUGACCGAGGAGGAGGUGGUGGUGGCGGCUUUCGAGGUGAUAGAGGCGGAGGAGCCUUUCGAGGCGAUCGAGGUGGUGGCAUGCGUGGCGGUCGUGGUGGUGGGCCAGUGCCUCAGAAUCCGAAGAUUGCUCAGGUUGAGGAUGCCCUGCUACCAGCGGCAAAGAAGACUUUGGACCUCAGCACCUUGAAGCUGAGCGAGGAUUAUCCUACUCGCCCGGGCUUUGGCACCAGGGGUGCCAAGGUUCUUCUCACAGCGAACUAUGUCGAGCUCAUUCCGCCCUCCAACCUCGUUCUCCAUCAGUAUGCUAUCCACACCAGCCCAGAGGCCGCCGGACGCAAGCACAAGCGAAUCGUGCAACUGUUGUUGGAGUCCGCGGAAGUUUCUCCCUACAAGGGCAAUGUUGCCACCGACUUCAAGUCUACACUGAUCUCUAAGACGAAGAUCAGCGACUCAAACCAGAUCAAUGUCGAUAUUGUGUAUCGUUCCGACGGAGAGGAUGAGCCUGGAACUGGAGCUUCGACGUACAAGGUCCGUCUACUUUGGGUUAAGAGCCUGAGCAUUGGACAGUUGACCGACUACCUCAACUCUACGAACUUGAGCAACGCAGUCGAGAACAAGCACGAGUUCAUCCAGGCGCUGAAUAUCUUUCUUAACCAUUACGCCAAGUCUGCCAACAACCUUGCCUCGAUCGGGUCAUCUAAGACUUUUUCUUUGAGCCAGAACAUUGCCCGAGCAGACCUAGGCUCUGGUCUAGAAGUAAUUCGCGGCUUCUUCUCGAGCGUACGCACUGCAACCUGUCGCGUCCUUGUCAACGUCAACGUCAGCCAUGGGGCUUUCUAUAAGACUGGACCUCUCACAGGACUUAUGGGCAGUUACGGCACUCGUAGCACGGCAUCCCUUGAGAAGUUCCUCAAAUUGGUCCGCGUUCAGACCAACCACUUGCCCGAGAAAAAGAACAAAGCCGGCCAAGUGAUUCCCCGAAUCAAGACGAUAUUCGGCCUUGCGAGAAAAGACGAUGGACACGGUCUUCCUCACCGCCCCAAGGUCCUUUCCCAUGGUGCAGGUGCCAAAGACGUCCAGUUCUGGCUUGAGGGUGAUGGUGGACCGAAUGCUACGAAGGCAAAGGCUAAGGGCGGCAAGAAAGAAGGCCCGGCGACUGGUGGAAAGUACAUCAGCGUGUUCGACUUCUUCAGGACAGCGUACAAUCGAGUCUUGCAACACCCAGAGCUCCCCGUAGUCAAUUGUGGGAACCGUCAAAAUCCCAUGUAUCUGCCCGCAGAAGUCUGCACCGUCAUCCCUGGUCAACCCUCAAAGGCGAAGCUCGACAGCCGCCAGACACAAGAAAUGAUCAAGCAUGCUGUUCGCAAGCCGUGGGAGAACGCGGCUUCGAUUGUUCAGCAGGGUAUCCAGACUGUCGGUCUUGAUGAGAAGUCGAACAUUCUCUUAAAAAGCUUCAGCCUUCAGAUCACGCCAGGCCUCGUCAAGGUCCCUGGCCGUGUUCUCAACGGCCCCAAGGUAAUCUACAAGGGCAACAAACCUACCGAAACUCGCUUUGGGAGUUGGAACAUGAUUAACAUCAAGUUCAACACCGGUGCAACGAUCGCAGACAAGAAGUGGUCAUUCAUGAUGAUCACUUGGCAGGGAGGGCGCGACCCCUUUGAAAAGCCUCAACUGGAGGCGGUGAUGCACGAGUUCCGCCAGGGUCUCAUCACGAUCGGCAUGAAUGCAGGUGUACCGAUGUCAGGCAACAGGAUCCCAAUCACUCACGCGGAGGAUCCAGCCCUUGACGCUGCGUUCAAGCGCGCGCAAAGUGCUGGCCUGCAGCUGCUCGUCCUCAUUCUACCAGAGGCGAGCAUUCCACUCUACAAGCAUAUCAAGACGCUUGCGGACAAGGCGUACGGUAUCCACACCAUUUGCUGUGUCGCUCAGAAGCUGGCCAAAGAUCGAGGCCGCGAUCAGUACAUUGCCAACGUUGCAUUGAAGGUCAAUCUGAAGCUCGGCGGUGUCAAUCAGGUUGUCGAGCCGAAGAAUCUCUCAAUAAUCGAUCAGAAUAAGACAAUGGUCGUUGGCAUGGAUGUGACCCAUCCUUCGCCAGGCUCCGCAUCCAAUGCACCAUCUGUCGCUGCGAUGGUAGCCUCGGUUGACAAGUACUUGAGCCAAUGGCCAGCCGUCCUGCGCGUUCAGAAGGGACGCCAGGAGGAAGUGGAUGCGGUUGGAGAGAUGCUCAAGUCACGCCUGGACCUUUGGAAGACGAAGGGCAAGCACGCCGCGCUCCCUGAAAACAUCCUCGUCUACCGUGAUGGUGUGUCCGAGGGACAAUACGACAUGGUCCUUGGAAAGGAGCUGGCCCAACUCCGCCGUGCUUGCGAGCAGGUCUACCCAGCGCCCGAUACCAAGAAGGGCCUUCCCCGUAUCACGGUCAUCGUCUGUGGCAAGCGUCACAAGACCCGCUUCUACCCGACCACAGAGCAGGACUGCGACCGUUCCGGCAAUACCAAGCCCGGCACCGUCGUCGACCGUGGCGUGACGGAAGCCCGCAACUGGGACUUUUUCCUUCAGGCCCACGCUGCGCUUCAAGGAACCGCCCGCCCUUGCCACUACUACAUCGUGCACGACGAAAUUUUCCGGCAAAUAUACGCCAAGCAGAUUCCGCCCCCUUUUCAGAACAUUGCGGACAUCGUCGAAGACCUGACGCACAACAUGUGCUACCUUUUCGGUCGUGCUACCAAGGCAGUGAGCCUUUGCCCACCCGCCUACUACGCCGAUCUGGCGUGCGAGCGAGCUAGAUGCUACCUGGCGAGCUUGUUCGAUAGUCCUGUGCCGAGCACGGCACCAUCGCAGGCUGGCGGCUCGAUUGCGCCAGGAGGCGUACCGGCGAACGCGAAUGACGUGCAGAUCCACCCCAACUUGAAGGACACCAUGUUCUAUAUCUAG
Paraphaeosphaeria sporulosa is the source of this 3012-nucleotide messenger RNA. RefSeq names its product eukaryotic translation initiation factor 2C 2. NCBI's taxonomy places the organism in Eukaryota, Fungi, Ascomycota, Dothideomycetes, Pleosporales, Didymosphaeriaceae. The coding region runs from base 1 to 3012 and encodes 1003 amino acids. Gene Ontology annotation, molecular function: RNA binding; protein binding. The transcript has 4 exons. The record is from RefSeq and is a predicted model, not a curated record.